This is a messenger RNA of Rotaria sp. Silwood2, 594 nucleotides long. The record is from the annotation of a GenBank genome assembly. Lineage: Eukaryota; Metazoa; Rotifera; Eurotatoria; Philodinida; Philodinidae.
AUGGGAGAUGUCAUCAAUUGCACAAGAUUUUUUUCUCGAGUCAAUGAUUUGGUCCCAUUACCAGAAGAACCAGUCGACAUUCCUCAAAUUCCUCUCAUUUCGUUGGCAUAUCGUGUUGGAAACGUUUUAGGUAUAUUUGGUGAGAAAGUAACUGAACAACACAUGAUGAAUGCUCUUCAACAAACAAUUCGUCAAUGGAGAGAACAAGAACUACCGGUUGAUCUGCAUGAUUUUACAUCGUGUUCGAAAUUAGAUGUAUUUCCAGCGAAAUUUGUCAUCUUUGUGGAAUUGACUGAAGAUCAAGGAUGCAAAAUUGAUGCGCAACAACUUCGAAUUCUUCAGAAUACCGCCAGUGCGGAAGUCGAUCAACAACUUUGCAAAACGAACCAAGGUUAUUCAAAUGGUCGAAGUGCAGCAAGACUUGAUUCACUUGAUUGUAUUUUUGUUCGAACUGGAACAUUCUCGACAUUUGUGGCCAAAUUCUUGAUGACCGAUCGUACGAGUCCUGUGCAAAUCAAACCUAAUCGAAUACUGAAGAAUGAAGAUCACAUUCGAUUCUUUUAUGACAAUCAAAUUGAUAUAUCAUCGCCGUAA